Messenger RNA from Hibiscus syriacus, 579 nucleotides. RefSeq lists its product as uncharacterized. The transcript has 6 exons. The coding region runs from base 1 to 579 and encodes 192 amino acids. Gene Ontology annotation, cellular component: endoplasmic reticulum membrane. The record is from RefSeq and is a predicted model, not a curated record. Gene Ontology annotation, biological process: GPI anchor biosynthetic process. NCBI's taxonomy places the organism in Eukaryota, Viridiplantae, Streptophyta, Magnoliopsida, Malvales, Malvaceae.
AUGUCGAUACCAGAGUUUAGAGCUUUUAUGCAAGCUCUCGUCGCCAUAUUAACUCGUUUUCAACCUCCUUCGCCUCCCCCUGCUCCUCCAGUACCAACGAUGUUGAUCCCAAAGGAGCUGAAGAGUUUAAGAGCUCCUGAAUCUUGUGGAGAAAAGGAGGAAGACCCUAUGAAGGCUGAUUUAUGGCUGAAUGAUGUCCACUUUGCAGUGUUUUGGGGAAUGGUCUGGAGCGAUACUCUGAAAGUCAAUGUCUAUUCCACCAAUCUCAUCUCUGAUCCCACCACCACUCUUCGUUUGAUCUGGGCUAUUGAAUUCCCGGUUGUUAUCCUUCUUUUCAGUUGUUGUAGACAGAAACCGGAGAAUUGCUCGUAUUUGAAAGCUAUUUCCCAAGGUCUUUUGGGACUUCCUGUUGGGGCUCUUUUAAAUGCGCUUGGAGCGUUAGCUUUGGGGGCACCAGUCGGAUUGCAGUACUUUGAAAGGACCAUUAGCUGGUCUCUUCUGAUGUCUUCAUUGACUGUAAGUUUCCAAAUUUCAAUUCCCUUGCCUGUUUAUCAUUAUCAUACAUCUUUGAAUGCUUAA